Messenger RNA from Cornus florida, 1401 nucleotides. Its product is annotated as gamma-glutamylcyclotransferase 2-2. Gene Ontology annotation, molecular function: gamma-glutamylcyclotransferase activity; glutathione specific gamma-glutamylcyclotransferase activity. The record is from RefSeq and is a predicted model, not a curated record. The transcript has 9 exons. The coding region runs from base 356 to 1024 and encodes 222 amino acids. NCBI's taxonomy places the organism in Eukaryota, Viridiplantae, Streptophyta, Magnoliopsida, Cornales, Cornaceae. Gene Ontology annotation, cellular component: cytoplasm. Gene Ontology annotation, biological process: glutathione catabolic process.
UCCAACUCCCGUUACCCCUUGUAUAACUGAAAAAGCUGAAAGAGAGGAGAGAGAAUAGAGAGAAACAAGAGCCCGAUUUUUCACGGUCUAGGGUUUGCAACGACGGAGAACGCUUAAAACCCUAGACUCUGAGCAUUCUCUCUUCGUUUUCUCUCGUAGCCAGUAUAUUGAUCGAUUGCUUUGCAAUCUCAAUCCAAUUUCCCUCAAAUUUCGCUUCUUUUUUCUGUUUUCUACAUUUCCACCACAGAGCUAGAGUGGGUUUAUUUCAAGUUUUUCUUUCGUUAUUUUGAGAGAUUUCAAAGGCAUUGCUUUUGAUCCGGUCGUCUCGGUUGAAUCUCCUGAUAUAUAUACAACCAUGGUGUUCUGGGUUUUUGGCUAUGGUUCAUUGGUGUGGAACCCUGGAUUUGAAUACGAUGAAAAAGUGAUAGGCUUCAUCAAGGAUUACAGGCGUGUUUUUGAUCUUGCAUGCAUUGAUCACAGAGGUACGCCUGAAAACCCUGCAAGAACUUGUACGUUGGAACGGAAUGAAGGAGCCAUUUGCUGGGGUGCCGCUUAUUGUGUACGAGGAGGCCAAGAAAAGGAGAGAAUGGCAAUGGAGUAUUUGGAGCGGAGAGAAUGUGAGUACGAUCAAAAGACUUUAGUAGACUUUUACAAGGAAGGGGAUGACUUACAGCCCGCUGUAACUGGAGUGAUAGUCUUUACAUCCACUCCAGACAAAGAAUCAAAUAAAUACUACCUAGGGCCUGCCCCAUUGGAGGACAUGGCCAGGCAAAUUGCAACUGCUUAUGGUCCAUGUGGGAAUAAUAGAGACUAUAUUUUCUUGCUGGAGAAGGCUAUGUUUGAUAUUGGUCAUGAAGAUGGCUUAGUUAUAGAGCUGGCAACUGAAGUGAGGAGGGUCCUUGGAAUCGGGGGAGUAGGGAUACCAAAGGAGAAGUUGGUUGGGAGUUCCCAUAUCUCACUCAAGUCCAAUAUCCCAGCCCUUCAUCUGCGACCGCUCCCAGAAGCUAUUGCGAUGGACUCCUAAGGAGUCACUGAAGAAAUGAGAAAAAACAUGAAUCUUUAUCUAACUCAAUUAUAUUGUUCUCUUGCAUAAUCUCUUCUAACACAUCAUAAUAGUGAGAACAGUUGGAAGCUUUUCGUGUUUUUAACAUAUUCAUUCUUACGAGUAGGGCCAUUUAUUUUGUUAACCCGUAUCCCGGUUUUCUUUAUCAUUUUUAGACUUCUGUUUAAGGAAUGAUUAACCACCAUUGAUACACAUCACAUCAUAGUGAGAAUGUACUCUGCAACACCAUUGGUGAUUUCAGUUAUAGUUUCCAAGCAAGAGAAUUGUGUUUGGCAACAUUUUUUUUUCUUUUUAAAUUUAGUUGUUAACCAAGAGAAUGGAAGAUUUUGUUGGAACCU